UAAUUUAGAAAGUAUUAAUGGGUUAUAAGUGAUGGGACAUAAUAGGGGGGUGUGGUGGAGUGUUUGAGUUUGAGUUGAAUAGAAUAGAAUAGAAUAGAAUAGAGAGUGAGGGAGUGAUCCACGUGGUUCUGAGAAGUCUCGAACCCUUCUUAGCUUGUUGUGUAGAUGGCUGAAAUCAAAGGAGGCGCCGACGACGACAUGGCUGACGGUAUGCAAUGCACGGACCACCCUUACAGAACGAAUCCCGGCGGAAUCUGUGCCUUCUGCCUCCAAGACAAGCUCGGCAAGCUUCUCUCCUCUUCUUUCCCUCUCCCCAUCCGCCCUUCUUCCUCUUCCUCUACCUCCUCCCCUUCCGACAACAUUCCUCCCUCCACCUCCACCUCUACCUCCGCCUCCGCCGUACCUCCUCCCUCACUCUCUCUCUAUCCUACUUCCUCCGCUAACACUACUCAUUCUAGAAGGCCACGCCUUCCUUUUCUCUUGGUCAAGAAGAAGAAGAAGAAGCCCUCUCCCAGCUCCUCCGCUGCACCCUCUGACGCCGCCAUUCUCAAGCGCAGCAAGUCCACCGCCACACCGAGAAGACCACGCUCUCUCCUCGACCCUGAUGACUUACUCAUCCACGAUUUCACUCCCAGGAAGAGGAAUCACGGCUUCUGGUCCUUUCUCUACCAUUCUUCCAAGUCCUCCAAGAGCUUCAGGGACACCAUAUCGGAAACUUCCAAGCCAAAGGAAAAUAGCAAGUGCUGCUCCGGUUCUUCUCUCAUGGCCAGAAGGACCGACAUUGUUGUUGUGGAAGAAGAUAACACUCCCAACAGUAGCCACUCCACCGCUUCCUUUGAGCGCAAGGUUUCCAGAUCCAGAUCUGUUGGCUGUGGUAGCAGGAGCUUCUCCGGCGACUUCUUCGAGAGAAUCUCCACCGGUUUUGGUGACUGCACUCUCCGCCGAGUGGAGUCUCACCGUGAAGGCAAGCACAAGCAGGGGUCGUCUUCUUCUUCCGGNGGCCUAUUCAGCGGGUUCAUGAUGACGUCAUCUUCAUCUUCGUCGUCUUCUUCCUCUUACUGGGUCUCAUCCUCUGCUGACGAUAACAAUAACAAUAAUAAUGGGAAUAAUAAAGCGUCCUCUUCUUCUACUGCUGCUGUUGCAACAUCACUCUCACACUCCCAUGGCAGAGUCAGGAGUUGGGGUUGGGCGUUUGCGAGUCCUAUGAGAGCUUUCAGCGCCAAACCCUCUUCUUCCAAAGAGAAUCAGAAUCGGAGGGAUAUUAUUAGAGAUGCAAAUCACAAUGAUAAUCAUAAUAAGAAGAAUGCCACGCCAAACUUGUCUGCUAUACCUUCAUUGCUCACUGUCAGAAGCUGAUGAAGAAAGAAAUCCCAUGUUAAUUACUACUAUUCAUUUUGGUUUCCUUCAUUACUUAAUUAGUAAUCUGAUACUACUUUUCUCUUAUAAAUUUGGUGUUCAUGAAUAGUUGCAGCUGCUUGUAAUGGAGGCGUAGUACUAUGAUCUCUCCGGUGGCAAAGUGAAAUUGGAGAAGAAUAUCUCUGUCAUCACAUCACGUGGUUCGUCUUAAUUUAUGUUAUUAUGACUGUUGUACUUCUCCCUGUUGGAUAAUUUUCUUACUUUAGUAAUUAGUAUGCCCAAGACAUGUAAUUUUUAUUUUUGAGGACAAUUACUUUUCACAUGCAUACACAUGUUUUGGAAUCACCGUUGUAGAGCUUGUGUGCAAUUUCAAUAAAAAUUGUUACUACUAAAUACUAA
Messenger RNA from Arachis ipaensis, 1755 nucleotides. RefSeq lists its product as uncharacterized. Lineage: Eukaryota; Viridiplantae; Streptophyta; Magnoliopsida; Fabales; Fabaceae. The record is from RefSeq and is a predicted model, not a curated record.